This is a messenger RNA of Octodon degus (degu), 611 nucleotides long. RefSeq names its product zinc and ring finger 2 (gene Znrf2). The coding region runs from base 1 to 525 and encodes 174 amino acids. The record is from RefSeq and is a predicted model, not a curated record. The transcript has 6 exons. Lineage: Eukaryota; Metazoa; Chordata; Mammalia; Rodentia; Octodontidae.
AUGGGCGCCAAGCAGAGCGGCCCGGCCGCCGCCAACGGCCGCACCCGCGCGUACUCGGGCUCGGACCUGCCUUCCGGGACCCGCGUCAGCAUCCCCAACAGCAGCAGCGGGCCGUACGGCUCGCAGGACUCCGUGCACAGCAGCCCCGAGGACGGUGGCGGCGGCAGCGGUGGCGGCAGGGACCGGCCGGCGGGCGGGGGCUCCGGCGGGCCGCGCCUAGUGAUCGGCUCGCUCCCGGCGCACCUCUCGCCGCACAUGUUUGGAGGAUUUAAGUGCCCUGUAUGCUCAAAAUUUGUACCCUCAGAUGAAAUGGAUUUGCAUCUUGUGAUGUGUUUAACAAAGCCAAGAAUAACCUAUAAUGAGGAUGUGCUGAGUAAAGAUGCUGGGGAAUGUGCAAUAUGCCUUGAAGAAUUGCAGCAGGGAGAUACCAUAGCACGGCUACCUUGCCUAUGCAUAUAUCAUAAAGGCUGCAUAGAUGAAUGGUUUGAAGUAAAUAGAUCUUGUCCUGAGCAUCCCUCAGAUUAAACAUCAGAUGCCUAUUCUAUAGGUUUUCUUAUCUUUUCAAGAUGCUUGAAAAAUCUAAGAGGACUUGAGGACCUGUCUCUCAAAAA